AUGGUUGAUGUCACCACUGAGCAACCAUUGCUUUUUUCAGAACGACCAGAGUGGUCGGAUGUGGUACCUAUAGAACAAUACGACGGUGUUUCGCCUUUAGCCCCGAUUUUCUAUAGCGAGGAAUACAAAGACGCGGCGAACUAUUUCCGGGGGAUUGUCAAGACCGGGGAGAUGAGUCCUCGCGUUCUCGAUCUGACGGAGAGGAUUAUCAGGCUUAACCCCGCACAUUAUUCUGCAUGGCAAUACCGCUACCAGACCCUCCUUGCCACAUCCUCCUCCCUCGCCGCCGAGCUCGCGCUCACCAACGCGCUCACCAAGUCCUUCCUGAAGACAUACCAAGUAUGGCACCACCGCCGGCUGCUCGUCACACUGCUCAACGAGCCCGCGCCCGAGCUGCCGUUCGUCGAGAACGCGCUCACCGUCGAUGCGAAGAACUACCACACGUGGAGCUACCGGCAGUGGGUCCUCGCGCACUUCGAUCGCGCAGAGAUGUGGGAGGGUGAGAUCGCGUUCGUGGAGCGCAUGCUGGACAAGGAUGUGCGGAAUAACUCGGCGUGGCACCAUCGGUUCUUCGUCCUGUUCGAGAGGGGCGGAGCGAAGACGGAAGAGGCUGUCAGGCGGGAGUUGGUGUUCGCGAAGGAAAAAAUAGCCUUAGCGCCGAAUAACGCGUCUGCGUGGAACUACCUCCGAGGCGUGCUCGACCAUACCCACACUCCAUAUGCGACACAGUCUUCCUUCGCCAAGCUUUACACCGUGUCUCCGGAGGAGGAAGAUGACGACGACGAAGACGAGCGUGAAUCCGAGGAAAAAGGUAGCGAGCACGACGUGCUCGACCUAGAAAACCCGGCGCCAUCGAAAGGUGCAAAGCUGCCGUGUGUGGCGGCUCUCGAGUUCAUGGCGGAUGUGUACGAGGCCGAGGGCAAAGAUGGGCUCAGCAGGGCCGUUGAGCUUUGGACCUCCCUCGCAAGCGAGCACGACACGAUCCGGAAAAAAUACUGGGAGUACCGUAUCAAAGAGGCAACCACAAAUGUCCAACAAAGUUGA
Molecule: messenger RNA, 1044 nt
Organism: Heterobasidion irregulare TC 32-1
Lineage: Eukaryota; Fungi; Basidiomycota; Agaricomycetes; Russulales; Bondarzewiaceae
Exons: 6
Coding region: 1-1044 (347 amino acids)
Biological process (GO): protein farnesylation; protein geranylgeranylation
Cellular component (GO): CAAX-protein geranylgeranyltransferase complex; protein farnesyltransferase complex; cytoplasm
Molecular function (GO): CAAX-protein geranylgeranyltransferase activity; protein farnesyltransferase activity
Source: RefSeq, a predicted model, not a curated record